This is a messenger RNA of Gymnodraco acuticeps, 1390 nucleotides long. Its product is annotated as zinc finger MYM-type protein 1-like. Bases 162 to 1214 code for a protein of 350 amino acids. NCBI's taxonomy places the organism in Eukaryota, Metazoa, Chordata, Actinopteri, Perciformes, Bathydraconidae. The record is from RefSeq and is a predicted model, not a curated record. Gene Ontology annotation, molecular function: protein dimerization activity. The transcript has 2 exons.
GUGGAAAACAGGUGAGACAGGUGAAUGGAAAACUACUGGUGAAUGAUGGAGCAGACUAUGACACAAAUGCUGUACAACUUCUUCGCCAAAUCAGUCGCCCAUGAUAUUUUCAUCAAGAAACAGAGAGAAAUGGAGCCAACUUCACAACCAGUUGAACUUGAAUGGAAGCACGCUGGUCAUGUCAAUAUACAGCGCUGGUGGCUAUCCGCAAAUCACUGCCUGCAGUAAAGGCAACAUUUACAGAGAUCAUGUCUCAGCCCAAUGCGCGGAGGAAAACGGAGGCCAGAGCGGUGAGUGGACUAAUUGAUGAGCAGUUUGUCUUGCUUCUUACGCUUUUCGAGGAUCUCUCCCGUGUCACAAAAUUCAUGUCUGACCAGCUCCAAUCUCCCAGCCUUGAGCUGUCCUCCGCAAUGGACUUGGCUGAUUCGGUCAUAGCGACACUGACAGACAGACGCUCAGAGAAGUCAUGGAGGGAAAUUCAGGACAGAGCAAGCGACCUGUGCACCAAAGCCAAUGUAAAUCAUAAUGAGACACCUGAAAGGAGACAUGCACAGCCUCCUCGACAUCUACAGGAGUUUGUUGUGGAAGCCCAAAUCGAACGCAGACCAGUUACAUCCCUAGAUGCGCUGCGCACAGAGUGUUUCUACCCAGUAAUCGACAGACUUGUGGUUGAAAUGAGAAGACGUUUCUCAACCGAGGCCGGUGGUGUCCUAUCCGGAGUCUCGGCACUCAGCCCCAAACAUGCAUCCUUCUUAGACAAUAAAUGUCUGCAACCCAUGGCCAAGUUCUAUGGAGUGACGGAAGAGAACCCGACCCCAGAGCUACACCAGGUUAAGCGCCUUCUGGAAAGAAAGAAACAACAGGGACAUGAACUGAAGGACACAGCGGAAUUUCUGGUUUUAAUGCGACCCUACAAGGAUGCCUUUACGGAUUUACACAGACUCAUAUGCACUUCCCUGACUCUGCCGGUGACCUCUGCUGGCUGCGAACGCAGCUUCUUCUGUCUCCGUCGCAUCAAGAAUUAUCUAAGAAACAGCAGUGGUGAUGCACGGAACAGCAACCUGGGCCUGCUGGCUAUCAAUAAGCAGAGGAGUAAGGCACUGGAUGUCCAGCGUGUCAGACAUUUUUGCUUCCAACCACAACAACCGGCAGAUCAUGCUGCUUUGAGAACGUCAAUAAAAUCGUCAUGGGGGAAACAUUGGAGAAAGUGUUAAAGUUGGCUGCCGGGGCGGCGCCUCCGUCCGUCACCAUCAGCCUCAUGCCGAGCUGUUACGACAGUCAGACUGUGUUAAGUGCUGUGGGAGUGUUGCCUUGACGACUAUUUUUUGUGGAGUGUUUCAAGCUCCCGUUGGAUUUGGGGGGUGGGCGAAUGAGUGUGUGUGUGUGUGUG